GCAGCUAAAGUGUGACUAGAUUUUGAAUUGUGUUUAUCUUCUUCACAUUUCUAACCCUAAUUUCAACACAAUCACAAUGGAGCAGCAGCAACAGCAACACGGCGAUGCUGUGGGUGGCGCUCACAACACUAACAAACUAGACUUUGGAAAGAUGGAUUACGGAUGCGAUCAUUAUCGGCGACGCUGCAAGCUCCGUGCACCGUGCUGCAACCAGAUUUUCACUUGCCGCCACUGCCAUAAUGAAUUCUCGAGUGCAUUGAGCAAUCCCAAGGAACGUCACGAGAUUGUUCGUCACGAGAUUAAGCAAGUUGUUUGUGCAGUUUGUGAAACUGAGCAGCCGGUGGCCCAUGUUUGUUCCAGCUGCGGUGUGAAGAUGGGGGAGUAUUUCUGCAAUAUUUGCAAGUUUUACGAUGAUGAUACUAAGAAGCAACAGUUCCAUUGUGAUGAUUGUGGAAUCUGUAGAGUUGGCGGUCGUGAGAACUUCUUUCACUGCAAAAAGUGUGGAUCUUGCUAUGCAGUAGUGCUGCUUGAUAAUCAUUCGUGUGUUGAAAAUUCUAUGAAGAGCCACUGUCCCAUCUGUUAUGAAUUUCUUUUUGACUCGGUAAAAGGCACUUUGAUUAUGAAUUGUGGACAUACAAUUCAUUCUGAUUGCUUUGCGGAAAUGACAGUUCAAAAUCAGUACCGUUGUCCCAUUUGUUCUAAGUCGGUCGGUGACAUGUCUACAAUUUGGCAAAGAUUAGAUAUGGAGGUUCAAGCUACUCCCAUGCCCCAUGAAUAUCGUUAUGAAGUUGGGAUUUUAUGCAAUGAUUGCAAUAAAACUAGCCAGGUAUCUUUUCACUUUGUGGGACACAAGUGCAGUCACUGCAACUCGUACAACACCCGGGUGAUUUCAGGACGUGACAAUCCACAGUAGUAUAGUUGUGCAGGAGAAGGUGACAGAAAAAAACUAAAAGCACCCCCCAUACACCUAUAUGUUAUAUUUAUAGAUGAUGCAUCCGUUAUCCGUAGUUCUUCAACAUACAAAAGAAUGAAUCUUUUACUUUUCGAGAUUUUUUUUUUUUUUUUUGCAUCAAAAGAUGAUGCAUACCUAGUUCUUCAACACACAAAAGAAUGAAUCUUUUACUUCC
This is a messenger RNA of Daucus carota subsp. sativus, 1127 nucleotides long. Its product is annotated as E3 ubiquitin-protein ligase MIEL1. Bases 77 to 913 code for a protein of 278 amino acids. Gene Ontology annotation, molecular function: zinc ion binding. The record is from RefSeq and is a predicted model, not a curated record. NCBI's taxonomy places the organism in Eukaryota, Viridiplantae, Streptophyta, Magnoliopsida, Apiales, Apiaceae. The transcript is spliced from 12 exons.